Molecule: messenger RNA, 5095 nt
Organism: Hypanus sabinus (Atlantic stingray)
Lineage: Eukaryota; Metazoa; Chordata; Chondrichthyes; Myliobatiformes; Dasyatidae
Exons: 2
Coding region: 631-1614 (327 amino acids)
Source: RefSeq, a predicted model, not a curated record
UCUACAGGGACUUUUAUUCAAAGCUCAGCUUGCAAAUGGAUUCCAAUACUAUCGUAUGGCAACCUGGGAAGGGGAAGAGAGAAGCCAGGCGCAACAUUUCACAGAAAAGCCAUACUGGCUGCAGAGUUGCACCAGCACUGGUUGAGUAAUAGCACACACGUUUAACCUCGGUUUAUUGGAAGAGCAGGACAAAAUUACAAUGUCACAAAUAGGUUUACAAUAAAUGCGGUCUUGCUGACUGCAGCACACAACACAGUACAAAUGUGACAUUCAUCGUUAAACUUUUAAUGGAUAUUGGACCGAAUUGUAUUUGCUAGCUAUACUGCUACUAAUUUCUUCACAUCCGGAGAACGUACAGUGCUUUUACUUCCCUUUUACUAAAACCUCAAAAUUAACAAGUGACAGCACCACAACAGAUGAACUUGAUUGGUUUUGAGUGUUAACUCCAUUACUAAGGGUGACAAUAAAUGCAAAGUGAUCAAACUCACAGGAAUUUCUGCUUCAAUGUGUAAUACCCUGCAAAGGCUGUACUAGACGCAUCCUUCAAACUCCAGGUCCAAGCUCUCUGUGAUAUUAAGAAGUCUCAGCAAGCUGUUCUAUGCUUCAAAAUCCUCUGCCUUAAGAAAUAACAUGGAAGCAAUCCAGUUGACUAUACUGGCACUACUAGUAAAUGGCCUGAUGGGUUCAAGUACCACGGACCGCAUAUCAACAGCAAAUUUCAGUAUAUCAAUUGCUCAAAAUACAUCAUUAGUUGAAAACUCAAAUACGACAAUGUCUCCAACCAAUGCAAGUGAACUUCCAAACAGCCACCACAACAUAACUUCUAAUUUCACGAAUUUGACGUCUUCCACGACUUCGCAAAUGAUAACGUUAUCAUCCAAACCACCUACUUCAAGUCUGGCCUCUCAGUCAACUUCAAAUGUGAAGACAAAUAAUCCACCUAAGUCACAGACAACUAAACAGGUGAUGAGGAAGUCAACCACGAAGAAAGAAAGUAACGACAAUGACCAUCUGAAUGCAAGCAUGAUCAUUGCUUGCAUCAUAGGUGGAUUAUUGCUACUUUUGGUGGUCUGCAUAAUUGGUAUACUCUUGACAAAAAGAUGCUUAAGAACAAAUACAGUGCAGGACCUCUCCUGGGCAGGAACUUGCCCAGGACCAGUUGGUGAAGAUAUUGAACACGCAUCCGAAGGCCAUGAUCUUAAUUCUGCUGCAGUGAAACGCCCCUCACUCACUACCUUUCUAACCAAAAAGUCAAAACGCGAUUCUUUACUGGAUCAAUAUAACAUGGAGGUACAGCAGGUUCAAGGGAUCAAGAACUUAGCUUCAACUGAGACUGAAGAAGAGACACCGCCUGAAGUCAAAACAGAUGAUGACAAAGAAAAAGAACCACUAGUUUUAACUGAAACACCAAGUCAAGAAUUUCCACCACCGCCUGAGACAGAGCUUCCUCUGAAUGAAGGUGACCAGCAAUCUCCAGCGCUCGCAACAAAUGCAGAAGCUUCGAAUUUGCCAGAAGGUGUCCCUGAUACAGUUUCAAACAAUAAUGAUUUUCCUCCCCCGCCAAUGGAAUUUUUGGAUCUUGUGAAUGAUUCUGAUUUGCCUCCGCCUCCCUGAGUAGAGAUCAGAAGUAGCAGAUGUCUGUUUUAGCUCACUCAAAUGUAUUGAAGAAGGCCCAGUGUAGGGUCUUCUGAAGCUGUAAGUAAAAGCUGGUUCUCUGCAGUAAAUGCUUCCAUGCAUUAGCAUUUGAUCACUAUGUUUUAAAAUUAGAUGUGACAAAAUUAUGUACUAUACCUAAAGGACAAAACACAGCAUCUUUCCAAUACACAAAUUAGAUGUGGGUUCAUGAACAGAGGUAUGGCAUUUGCUCUGCAUUGCAACCUUAUUGCUGCAUUUCUGCUUUUGGCUUGAUUAAAAUGAUAGAUAAAUAAGUCCAUCUUAUUUCAACUUUCAAAGAUUGAAGUCUAUUCUUACAAUUUUUUAUUUCACUCCCACCUCCCUGUACCAAGGACCAUUAGCUAACACUGGAGAAUCUCAAUACAUUUGUCUUCAGCAAUUCCACCUUCAGCAGUAAUCCUACGUACAGUCUGUGAAUGAAAUUCUGAACCAUCAUCCUACAGUAAAUGCAGCAUUUGCUCUACUUAAAUGGCAAAGCAAUAUUUAGGCAACAAAUAAAAAAAAACUUUGCUUAGUUUCUUAAGUUGUUGUUCAAGGGUUUUGCUAUAGGCUGACUUGAUUCUGUAAAUGCAAUAUUAAGACCAGUAUCCCAAAAUGGGAAAACCUUUUAUUUUUUAAUUGCUUUGCAAACUUAUGGCACAAAGAAUACUUUAAGAGAUGGAUUCAAACUUUGGUCUUCUGAUUUCAUCAUAUGGCCUCAUCUGAGCCUUAUGGCCUCCAUCUUAGCCAUUAUUCCUUCUAAAAGAUAUUAUUAGGCUUGGUUUAUUUCUUCAUUUGCAGUUUUCAUUUGUGCCAAAAUUACAUCCAAUGAAUCUGUGUUUUCGCCUGUCUGCCAAUUCUCCUUUUAAUCAAUACUUGCAUUUAUAUUCUGAGAAAAUCUGAGUUUAAAACUAAUGGGAGAGCAACACACACAAAAUGCUGGAGGAACUCAGCAGGUUAGACAGCAUCUAUGGAAAAGAGUACAGUUGACGUUUUGGGCUGAGACCCUUCAUCCAACAGGAUUCCAUCCCCAAGCAUGUCUUUCCCUCUCCCCUAUUUUCUGCUUUCCACAGGGAUCGCUCCCUAUACAACUCUAUUGUCCAUUCAUUCCUCCCUACUGAUCUCCCUCGAGUCAUUUAUCCUUGUAAACAGAACAAGUGUCCUACAAUUCCUCCCUCACUAUCAUUCGGGGCCCCAAGUAGUCCUUCACACUUUACCUGUGAGUGUGAUGGGGUCAUCUACUGUAUCCAGUGCCCCAGGUGUGGUCUCCUGUAUAUUGGUGAGAAUUGACGCAGGUCAGGAGAUCGCUUUGCUGAGUUCCUGCACUCCGUUUGCCAGAAAAAUAACGGGAUCUCCUGGUGACCACCCAUUUUAAUUCCACUUCCCAUUCCCAUUCUGACAUGUCAAUUCAUGACCUCCUCAGCUGCUGUGAUGAGGCCACACUCAGACUGGAGGAGCAACACCAUAUAUUCCGUCUGAGUAGCUUCCAACCUGAUGGCUUGAACAUCGAUUUCUCAAACUACUGGUAAAGCCCCUUUCCCCUGCCUUCCUAUUUCACUCUCUCACCUUAUCACCUUACCUGCCUCACCUCCCUCUGGGGCUCCUCCCCUUUUUCUUUCUUCCAUGGCCUCUGUCCUCUCCUACCAGAUUCCCUCUUCUUCAGCCCUGCAUCUGUUAUACCAAUAAACUUCACCUCUCCCCAACCUCCCCCAGUUUCACCUAUCCCCUUGAUGUCCUUCCUCUAUUCCUCCCCACUUUCUUACACUGACCCAUGAUCUUUUUUUCCAGUCCUGAUGAAGGGUCUCAGCCUGAAACGUCGACUGUACUCUUUUCCAUUGAUGCUGCCUGGCCUGCUGAGUUCCUCCUGCAUUUUGUGUGUGUUACUCGCAUUUACAUUCCAACCCUACCUCCAACAAUGUCUAUCAGGAGAGAGAUCUGAUCUCAAUUCAGGGAUCCGUGCAUGCUCUUCGUAUCCCAAUGGUAAUGAAGAAGGGGAUUGGAAUUUGUAUACAUGUACUGAAGUACAGUAAAAAGCUUCUAUUGCAUACUGUUCAUAUAGAUCCAACAAUUACACAGUGCAUUCAGAUAGAAGGUGGUAAAACAAUAAUAAUGCAUGGAGCUAAAAUGCAUGGUAGCAUAGUGGUUAGCACAAUGCUUUACCUGGGUCCAGUUCCCGCCUCUGCCUGUAAGGAGUUUGUACAUUCUCCCUGUGACCGUGUGACUCUCCCCCCCCGGGUACUCUGGGUUCCUCCCACAGUCUAAAGACGUACCGGUUUGGAGGUUAAUUGGUCGUUUUAAAUUGUCCCAUGAUUAGGCUAGGAUUAAAUCAGGGGAUUGCUGUUUGGCACGGCUUGACGGGCCAGAAGGGCAUAUUCCACAUAGUAUUUCAAUAAACAGAAAAAAUUAUUCAAUCAGUAAAAUGAAAGCAACAAGUUUUCAGAAUGAGCUUGAGGACUGUCACAGAAAGUACCGUGUCGGUAAACGACCGACUGCUAUCAAUGUAUUUGAUACCACUAUAAAUUUGGCCCAUCUACAGUUUUUGAGAGCACAGACAUAAAUUAGUUAAAAUAAAGAGAGGCAAUGUUCCAAGUUGAAGGAUGAAGACAAAAGCACUUGAGUUUUUAGGAAGGUACGAUGGGGCAGUUAUAAUGUAAGAUCCACAGACCUAAGUUCAUAAGGGGGUAGAUUCUGAUAGGUGAGCUUAAUCUCGGUUGCCUGCAUAAUUAUAUGCCAGGUGCACAUGUCAAAACUUUUGGGGAGAGCAAGGUAUAAAUAGUUCAUUUACUCAAUGCUCUUCCAACUUUAGGCACUUGGAUAAAUCCAUGAAAACCCAUGUGAUUGUUGCUAGCAUGUCGUAGAAACAGCAAUGAGUCUUAGAAGCUUUAACUCUGCACGAUUGUAAGAAUAUUUCAUUUUAGGGUUCCACUGAGUCCAAUUUGACGGUAGUUGAGACAAACUGCUAAGUAAAAGAUUUUUGGCACUGCAACAGGGAACUAGUGCUUGGAAUUCUAUGCUGUACGUUCCCUGGAACAACACAGUGCCAGUCCUAUCUUUGGUUUAGACUGAUUACUCUUCCCCCCCUCCCAAGGGACAGGUGUAGAGUGUACAUUAAUUUCCUCCGCACAACCCCACCCCAAUUUGCCACAGAAAAUGCUUUGCACAAUCAAUGUGGCAUGGUCAAAGCUCACAAUUCCCUGUUUUCAUUUAGGAAAAUUCCUUGCUGUGACGAUUUCCAUUUUACUCCCCAUUUAAACCUUUUCAAAAUCAUAAGGAGUUGAAAGAUGAUCCCAGUUUAAAAAAAGGGCACAGUGGACAGAGAAUGCAUUUCAAAACUACUACUUAAUAAGCACUUUGGUGGCACACUAAAUCUGUACAUUUGUUAAUCUGAAUGUAACUAGCACCAAGUUUUGUUACUGCAUAACAAGAAAUGUAAUAAAGGCAA